This is a messenger RNA of Eruca vesicaria subsp. sativa (arugula), 1023 nucleotides long. The record is from the annotation of a GenBank genome assembly. NCBI's taxonomy places the organism in Eukaryota, Viridiplantae, Streptophyta, Magnoliopsida, Brassicales, Brassicaceae.
AUGUCUUGGCUCCCUGUAGAAUCCGAUCCUGGUGUUUUCACGGAGAUUAUACAACAAAUGCAAGUGAAAGGUGUGCAAGUUGAAGAGUUGUAUUCAUUGGACAUUACUUCUCUUGAUGAAAUAAGACCUGUAUACGGAUUGGUAUUGCUUUACAAAUGGCGUCCUGAUGAAAAGGAGUCUCGUCCUGUAAUCACUGAACCAAACCCAAACUUCUUCUUCGCCAGCCAGAUAAUCAACAAUGGUUGUGCUACACAAGCCUUACUGUCUGUUCUCAUGAACUCUUCCAGUAUCGAGAUCGGUUCUGAACUAUCAGAACUGAAACAAUUCGCUAAAGACUUUCCAGCUGAACUCAAAGGUUUAGCCAUCAGCAACAACGAGGCGAUACGUGCAGCUCACAACACCUUUGCUAGGCCUGACUCAUCUUCCACCACCACGGAAGAAGAUGAGUUAUCCGCUAGGAGGAAGAAAAAAGAAGAUGAAGCUGAUGAUGAUGUGUAUCAUUACAUCAGCUACUUACCUGUCGACGGUAUCUUAUACGAGCUUGAUGGUCUUAAAGAAGGACCUAUUAGCCUUGGACAAUGUCUCGGUGAGCCAGAAGGAAUCGAGUGGGUCAAAAUGGUUCAACCAGUGGUGCAAGAGAGGAUUGAUCGGUAUCUGCAGAACGAGAUUCGGUUUAGUCUCUUGGCUGUGGUUAAGAACAGGAAAGAGAUGUAUAGGGCUGAGCUUAAAGAGUAUCAGUUGAAGCGGGAGAGGAUUUUGCAGCAGGUGGGUACCUUGCAAGCUGAUAAGUACGCUGAGAAGAGCAGCUACGAGGCUCUGGAUAAGUCUCUUUCUGAAGUCAAUGUCGGCAUCGAGACCGUGUCGCAGAAGAUUGUAAUGGAGGAAGAGAGGUCUAAGAACUGGAAGAAAGAGAAUCUGAGGAGGAAACAUAACUAUGUUCCUUUCCUCUUUAACUUCCUCAAGAUUCUUGCGGACAAGAAGAAGCUGAAGCCUCUGAUUGAGAAAGCUAGACGUAAUACCUGA